GAUCCAAAAACACCCCCACCCAUUUCGUAAAGAGUCGCCACUUUUGACUCUCUCUCUCUCUCUCUCACACCAACUCCCCUCCUCUUAUAUAUCAGCAUCUCACUUACCAUUUCUUUGGCUUAAAUUGACAACACCCUUUACACAGUCUUAUCUCUAUUAUGGCUUUCCCACUAAUAGUAACAAUACCAAUUUCAAUCCUUCUUCUGAUCUUAACAUACAAACUCUAUUACCGUCUACGCUUCAAGCUCCCACCCGGACCACGGCCUUGGCCUAUUGUGGGUAACCUGUACGACAUAAAGCCUGUGAGAUUCCGGUGCUUUGCGGAGUGGGCUCAAGCUUAUGGUCCAAUUAUAUCAGUUUGGUUCGGUUCGACUCUGAACGUGAUAGUUUCCAAUACAGAAUUGGCUAAAGAAGUGUUGAAAGAGCAUGAUCAACAGUUAGCUGAUAGACACAGGAGCAGGUCAGCUGCAAAGUUUAGCAGAGAUGGGAAAGAUCUCAUUUGGGCUGAUUAUGGUCCUCACUAUGUCAAAGUUAGAAAAGUUUGUACUCUUGAGCUCUUCACUCCUAAAAGGCUUGAAGCUUUGAGACCAAUUAGGGAAGAUGAAGUUACUGCCAUGGUUGAAUCUAUUUUCAUGGACUGCACUAAUCCUGAAAAUAAUGGGAAAAGUGUGCUAGUGAAGAAGUAUUUGGGAGCAGUUGCAUUCAACAACAUAACAAGGCUAGCAUUUGGUAAACGAUUUGUGAAUGCUGAAGGCAUAAUGGACGAACAAGGCAAAGAAUUCAAGGCGAUUGUGGCCAAUGGACUUAAGCUAGGUGCAUCACUUGCCAUGGCAGAGCACAUUCCCUGGCUUCGUUGGAUGUUCCCCCUGGAAGAGGACGCAUUUGCCAAGCAUGGCGCUCGAAGGGACCGACUCACUCGAGCUAUAAUGGAAGAGCAUACACUUGCUCGACAGAAGAGUGGGGGUGCGAAACAGCAUUUUGUUGAUGCGUUGCUUACAUUGCAGCAGAAAUACGACCUUAGUGAGGACACAAUUAUUGGACUCCUUUGGGAUAUGAUCACUGCAGGCAUGGAUACAACUGCAAUCACAGUAGAGUGGGCAAUGGCUGAACUAAUUAAGAACCCGAGAGUGCAACAGAAGGUUCAAGAGGAGCUAGACCGUGUCAUUGGUUUUGAACGUGUCUUGACUGAGGCUGACUUCUCAAGUCUCCCUUACCUACAAUGUAUAGCCAAAGAGGGGCUACGGUUGCACCCCCCAACACCACUAAUGCUCCCUCACCGUGCCAAUUCCAAUGUCAAAAUCGGUGGCUAUGAUAUACCAAAGGGAUCGAAUGUCCAUGUAAAUGUAUGGGCUGUAGCUCGCGAUCCGGCUAUCUGGAAAAGCCCAGAAGAAUUCCGGCCUGAGAGGUUCCUCGAGGAGGACGUUGACAUGAAAGGGCAUGAUUUUCGUCUGCUACCAUUUGGUGCAGGAAGGAGAAUAUGUCCUGGGGCACAGCUUGGUAUCAAUUUGGUCACAUCUAUGUUGGGUCACUUGUUGCACCAUUUUCGUUGGACACCACCUGAGGGUAAGCCAGAGGAAAUCGACAUGUCAGAAAAUCCUGGAUUGGUCACCUACAUGCGGACUCCAUUACAGGCAGUGGCCACUCCUCGACUCCCUUCAGAAUUGUACAAACGCGUGGCUGUGGAUAUGUGAUUUGCUAAUUUGUUGGUAAUGUACUGUUUAGAUCCGGGAGUUUGAACUUAAGAUGGGCUGAGGUGCAUUGGGCAAAAGAAAUUAAAUUCAAAUAAAGCAUUAUGUUUUAUCAAAAUAAUAUAGAUUAUUGAUGUGUCAAA
Molecule: messenger RNA, 1831 nt
Organism: Ricinus communis (castor bean)
Lineage: Eukaryota; Viridiplantae; Streptophyta; Magnoliopsida; Malpighiales; Euphorbiaceae
Product: cytochrome P450 98A2
Exons: 3
Coding region: 159-1691 (510 amino acids)
Molecular function (GO): oxidoreductase activity, acting on paired donors, with incorporation or reduction of molecular oxygen; iron ion binding; heme binding
Source: RefSeq, a predicted model, not a curated record